Messenger RNA from Dunckerocampus dactyliophorus (ringed pipefish), 4422 nucleotides. RefSeq lists its product as uncharacterized. The transcript has 14 exons. The record is from RefSeq and is a predicted model, not a curated record. NCBI's taxonomy places the organism in Eukaryota, Metazoa, Chordata, Actinopteri, Syngnathiformes, Syngnathidae. Bases 158 to 2089 code for a protein of 643 amino acids. Gene Ontology annotation, molecular function: chemorepellent activity; semaphorin receptor binding. Gene Ontology annotation, biological process: semaphorin-plexin signaling pathway; neural crest cell migration; axon guidance.
GGCUGCUGCGAGGUGGAGCUUCUUCUCAGGCGGACUCAUCCAAGUCAGCAGCCGGCCAGCAGCGCUCAGCAGCGGCAGUCAGGAGGCAGUCGGGACGUGAGGAGUGAAGGAGGAACAAUACUGGGAUUGUUACUCUCUAGGAUUCUUUUUGGAGACCAUGAGCACCAAGAUGAAGUGUAUGUUCUUCAUGUGGCUUUUUGCCGCUGCUGUCAUCGCCAAGUCUCCCAGACUCAAAUUUGUGGUGCACGAACCUUCCCGAUUCCACUUUGACAAGCCUGAGAACUAUAUCAGCAUGUACCACCAGGAGGGGACCAACACGCUGUACGUGGGCGGCCAGGCAAUGAUCUAUGUGCUCAACUUCAACAACAGAGGCGUACACGACCUGCAGAUCCCAGCACCCUCAGACCAGACCGCUAUUGACACCUGCAAGGCCAAGGCGGCACCACUUGAGCUGGAGUGUGAUAAUUUCAUCACAGUCCUUGAGAAAGUCAAUGACACCUUCAUCGUGUGUGGAACAAAUGCUGGGAGUCCUCGCUGCUGGAUGCUGGUUAACGACACAGUGCUGACUGACGUUCAGGGGGUUGGACAGAUAGCGUCGCCCUCCGACAUCUCCCCACCUUACCCCUCGCAGCGGUCCAUCAGCUUGCCCGCAGAUGGAAGUCUGUACUCCGCCAUGUCAUCAGUGGGAGGUCACGCCGGCUCUAUCCGCCGUACGUUUGGAUCCCAGAAGCUCCUGAAGACAGAGAACAUUUGGCUGCUGAAUCCGCAGUUUGCUGGCGCCGCCAUCAUCCCAUCUUCCCUUAAGUACAAGGAGGAGAUCUACUUCUUCUUCAGUGAGUUCAACAAGACGGCCCGAGUGGACGAAGAGCCAUACAGGGCACGCAUCGGCCGCAUCUGCACGGUGGAUGAGGGUGGGAUCAAGGCCCUGCUGGCAGAUUCGUGGACCACCUUCAUGAAGGCACGGGUCAUGUGUGGUGCCGGAAACACUCAGCAGCAGUACAACAACAUGAAGCAGGCGGUGGUUCUGACCGCUCAGGACAAGCGGGCCGGUGUCAUGUACGGCCUGUUUUCCAACGCAUGGGGCAGAACCGUGAUUUGUGCCUACUCCAUAGAAGACAUUGACCAGGCCUUCUCCACAUCCAAACUGAAGGGCUACAGCAGUUCGUUUAUCGGCAGUCGCCCUGGGAUGUGUGGGCGGAAAAAUUCCACGGCAGGAGGUCACAACGACAUAAAAAACCUGGGCGUGAUCCGAUACCACCCAGAAAUUGAGGACGUGAUCCGGCCCGUAGGCGUUGCGCCGCUUGACCUGCCAACAGAUGACCAAAUCACGCACACCGUGGCAGACAUCGUCCUCGCCGUCAACGAUGAGCACUACAGCGUCCUUUACCUCGGAACAGAACAAGGAAAAGUCCUCAAAGUUCUUCACAGCAGCGAGGGGGUCUUCAUCAUCUCUCAGUACGCAAUGUUUCGUAACGAGGGACCUGUCCUCAACAUGGCCAUUGACCCCCAAAAGGGACACUUGUACGUUGCCACGGCGAUGGAGGUCCAGCGACUGCCACUGGCUGACUGCGGUCGCUAUGGAAACACAUGCAGAGAGUGCAUCCUCUCCAGAGACCCAUAUUGUGGGUGGGACAAGACCAGGAGGAGGUGCAUGGCCAUCCCACCGGGAUACAACGUCACAUCUGGGACACUCAUUCAGAAUCUGGACCAAUCCAACUCGUCGGUUUGUGGGGAAGCUGCUGCCCUGAAGCAGCGCCGCACCUCCCCCAGAGAAGUGGUGGUGCAGUCCAACACCUCCGUCUUCCUGCCGUGUCCCGUGCGCUCCUUCCUCGCCACGUACCGCUGGGAGAAGGACAACUGUGUCAGGAACUACCCCUGCCUCUUCUCCGGUGACUUCUGCGUACUGGGACCAGUGGUGGACACGCCCCUAAAGGAGGGCAUCUUCCGCUGCAUGGCCACUGAGGAUGGAUUCAAGGUGGAAGUCAUCUCCUUCAAGCUCGUGAACCACGGCGGGCUCCUAGCCGCCUCCCUUGCCUCCACCUUGGGUCUGUCACUCCUGCUUGCCAUGGCCACUCUUUGGCUUCAUUAACUGCAGCUAAUGCUAAGGUUAACCACUUACCCUUAAUGACAGGAAAUAGGCUAGAGGUUUGGUUCACAGAGAAUUCUUAGAAAAGUCUUAAAGUCAGCAAAAUAACUAAAUCAGUGUCAAACAAAGUAAAAUUCCCUUGAAUUUGGCUCUAAGAGCUUUAAUCUGCAGUACAAUGCAUGAGGAUCUUUGUGAACCUUCCCUCUCUAACUAAAAGCUAAGCAUAUCCUAAGGGUUGGGCAAAAAAAACCCCACCAAUACCAGGCCGAUUCUUUAUGACCAUUUCUUUAACUAUUUUGACUAGAUUGUGCUUCUUUGUGGAUAUGUCAGGCUUUAAUACUGCUCUUACAUCACUCCAUCUCAUUAGUCGUUUGAAAAAACACGUCUGGUAUUGAGAUUUUCAAAGCCUUAACACUUCUGGGACAUCAACUCCUAAGCACAAGUUUGCAAUCCAUGCAGAAUAUUGCGCAUUCAGUUGGACUUGACGCUAACAUUAGCGCAGUGGGGUUGGGCAACAUCGCUAGGAGGAAGUGAGAAUUUUGACAGCAAGUAGGAGAAUGAGCCAGAGCUCAUUCCUGACCAUCACUGUGUCUCAGCACGUCCUCCUCAGACAAGGCAGUUUCCUGCAUCUCUUUAACAUCAGACAUUACACCUUGUUCACAGCUUUAGCUUUCUACAUGCCGUCACCAUCUGUCCUCCUUCUAAAGGUCAAACACGUCAACUGCAGCACCUUUAGAAAGUUAGCUGGACCAGAAAGCAGCAAAUUAAGACUGCCCUUUUAUCGACCUUGCUUAGAAUCUUUGGUAAAUGUCAGUUUGGGUCAGCACUGAGGCAAGAAAACCUGGUGUGGACCAAGCGCCAUAACCAUGCUGUUAUAACUAUUCUGCUUUAUACUAGUAGAACGUCAGAGAACACAAAGAAAAUAGCGUCCAACGCUGUGUAAGGUUGUGAACAAGGUGUCUCAUUAGCAAUUUCAGCCAAACCACACAGACAUUACCGCACGGGCAGACAAAACAGUUACAUUUCAUUUUUUGCCAGGAGAGAAAAAGGCUUGUACUUAGAUUUGUGAUGUUCUGUAUUCAAUUGCUGCCAGUGCUGAUUUCUACCAUUGCUGCCUCUCUAUGUGACGAUUUGUCUUGAUGGUUUGGAUUUUUAACGCCAUAGCUAGAAUGUGAUAUGUACCCAUGUUUUCUAACCAAGUCUCAAAGCUGUGAUACAAACUAACUUUUCAGAUCACGUUCAACAGUAUUAACAACCGGCUGUCUCCCUUAUUUUAUAUUUAGGUUCAAACUUAAACAUAAUCUAUUCUGCAUAUUCAUGAGAACAUGCGUUGACCCGUGUAGCUGAUUAGCAUGUUCUCCAGAGCUCCGACAUGAUCAUUCAGUAUCAUGACAUAAAUCUGGAAGUGUCAGGACGUCCACUGUGGCCCACAUAUCAUUAAUAGCUAAUUAGGAGCCAGCUCAUUGUGCUCCUAUUAGAUUUUACGAGCAGUGAGGAUCUAAACGGCCAGUGUUGCUGGUUGCAGAUCUGCUUGCUUUCUGCACGGCGACAACACAGACGACUGGAUACAAAUAACAUGAAAAAACAAAAACAAAGCUGAGCCAACAUCUUCCUUCCUUGCCUACAAUGCAUGCACACUACAGCAGCCAAUAAACCAUCAUAGUGACCGCCAUCUUGCCACCUGUGUCAACACUGGGGCUUGCCGCCUUCCUGCCUGUCAACUAACUUCAUGUAGACGGUAGACUUUUUGAUAAAACCUCCUUUAUAGCUACAGAGCAUCACAGCUCAGUUCCAGCAUUUUCCAACCAGGAAGUACAGUCAAGUCAUGACCUGCAUGUUAUUUAAAUACAAACAUCGCCGAUACAAACAUCAGGUUAGGUGAACAAGAUUUUUCACACCAAGCGGCCUGCGUCACAACUAUGGCAGGCGUAGUUCUGACUGCAAAAUAGCAUCCUCUGUCUUCUUUUCAUCAGCCUAAAGUGGGUCUUCAAGCGGCCGCCUUAUCGGGAAUCCAAUCGUUCACUGUCAGACCGCCAUCUUUGUUCACAGCAAGCAGGCGUGUUGUCUUCAGGAAAACGUUAAGGCGGACGACGCCCCACACUGUUGUGUCGUUCUGAGGUCUUGAGUGCUGUACAUGAUGUGUGCCUGCCAUUGUGUCCUGAUAACUGUCAUUUUAAAAGUCAUAAGUCAAACUCUAUUAUACCCAUAAUAUAUUAAUAAUGUUAUUAUUUUUGAAGGUCAUAUAUCUGGUGCAAUAGAUAUUCAUGUAACACAUCCUUGACAUGUGUUAACCACAUGUGCAGUGGAAACCAAUAAAAAAGGACAAAAAGACCUAC